Cygnus atratus (black swan) is the source of this 898-nucleotide messenger RNA. It is a transcript of the gene MAFA, whose product is annotated as MAF bZIP transcription factor A. Gene Ontology annotation, molecular function: RNA polymerase II cis-regulatory region sequence-specific DNA binding; DNA-binding transcription factor activity, RNA polymerase II-specific. The transcript has a single exon. Gene Ontology annotation, cellular component: nucleus. The coding region runs from base 35 to 898 and encodes 287 amino acids. The record is from RefSeq and is a predicted model, not a curated record. Lineage: Eukaryota; Metazoa; Chordata; Aves; Anseriformes; Anatidae. Gene Ontology annotation, biological process: regulation of transcription by RNA polymerase II; retinal rod cell development.
ACAGCACCCUUCGGCCUCCCUCCAUGGACUUGAGAUGGCCUCGGAGCUGGCCAUGAGCGGCGAGCUGCCCACCAGCCCCCUCGCCAUCGAGUACGUCAACGACUUCGACCUGAUGAAGUUCGAGGUGAAGAAGGAGCCGGCGGAGGCCGAGAGGCUGUGCCACCGCCUGCCCGCCGGCUCGCUGUCCUCCACGCCGCUCAGCACCCCUUGCUCCUCCGUGCCUUCGUCGCCCAGCUUCUGCGCCCCUAGCCCCGGGGGCCAACCCGCGGCCGGGCCCCCAGCGGCCUCCCUGGGCUCCAAGCCGCAGCUGGAGGAGCUCUACUGGAUGUCGGGCUACCAGCACCACCUGAACCCCGAGGCCCUCAACCUGACGCCGGAGGACGCGGUGGAGGCGCUGAUCGGCGCCCCGCACCACCACCAGCACCACCACCACCCGCCGCAGGGCUACGAGGCGUUCCGACCCCCCCCUUUCGGCGGCGAGGAGCUGCCCCCGGGCUCGUCCCACCACCACCACCAUCACCACCACCACCACCACCUGCGCCUGGAGGAGCGCUUCUCCGACGACCAGCUGGUGAGCAUGUCGGUGCGGGAGCUCAACCGGCAGCUGCGGGGCUUCAGCAAGGAGGAGGUGAUCCGCCUCAAGCAGAAGAGGAGGACCUUGAAGAACCGCGGCUACGCUCAGUCCUGCCGCUACAAGCGGGUCCAGCAGCGGCACAUCCUGGAGAACGAGAAGUGCCAGCUCCAGGGGCAGGUGGAGCAGCUCAAGCAGGAGGUGGCCCGCUUGGCCAAGGAGCGGGAUCUGUACAAAGAGAAGUACGAGAAGCUGGCGGCCCGGGGCUUCCCCCGGGAGCCCUCCCCGGCAGCCGCCCCCAAAGCCGCCGCCGACUUCUUCAUGUGA